GCUGCCCUUGCGUCGGCUAGCACCAAAUCCGGUGGCAGCGCAGUUUGGCGGUUUCAAUGAUUCUGCGGGCGCCAAGCAGUGUCAAAGAAAUCUAUAAAACAAGGGAUGGUGGGGGUUGCCGAAGUUAGAUACAUAAUCCCACCGACAUCUCUCACCUUCUUCCACAACCAUUUCUAGUCAUCUUCGAGAUUUCAUUUAGGGUUCCGACUCUUACCUUUUUGCUUCGAGAACCAGUUUCAGGAGCAUGUCUGCGGGAACCUUCUCACUCCUAGUUGCUGGAUCAAGCUAUCUUGGCUUGAAAUCCGACCGAUCAAAGCUUUUCCCGGCCAAGGAUUCAGUUGCGUGGACCAGGAAAACUGUUUCCAAUGGCUCCAGAACUCAUUGCAUGAAGACGUGGAAUCCGAUUGAGAACAAGAAGUUUGAGACUCUCUCCUAUCUUCCGCCUCUCUCGGAUGAAUCGAUCGCCAAGGAGGUUGAUUACAUGCUCAAGAAGGGAUGGAUCCCCUGCCUCGAGUUUGAUGCGGCGGGGCGUGUGCAUAGAGAGAACAGCAGAAUGCCAGGAUACUAUGAUGGGAGGUACUGGACACUGUGGAAGCUGCCAAUGUUCGCAUGCAAUGACUCUUCUCAGGUCCUCGAUGAGAUCCAAGAGUGCAAGAAAGCUUACCCAAAUGCUUACAUUCGCUGCUUGGCUUUUGACAACAAGCACCACUGUCAGAGCAUGGCCUUUGUCAUCCAAAAACCCACCUCUGCCUCCACCUCCUAAGUGCCUCUACACUUUGCUCCCGUCUUCGAAGUCGACUUACACAGUCAACUGCUGGAUGAAAUGAAAUCCUAGUCCCAACAUAGCACAAGCGGGAUGCCAAGGCUCGCAUUAAUGAUCGUCUCCAUCAUGUGUUGAGAUUGUAAGUUGUCCUUAAUUUUGAUGAUCGAUAAAAUCAUAAACUCUCUCUAGUUUGUGGUCUUUUAGGAAGAUGAUAGAUGGUGCUUCUGUUCUAUGCAAGCCUCUUGGCUUUUGAGAGUAAAAAAUUUUAGGACGAGUGCGUAUGGUUAUGUCAUGGAAGAAUGAAUGGUUUGCUUUCUUUUUA
Diospyros lotus (date-plum) is the source of this 1085-nucleotide messenger RNA. RefSeq names its product ribulose bisphosphate carboxylase small subunit, chloroplastic-like. NCBI's taxonomy places the organism in Eukaryota, Viridiplantae, Streptophyta, Magnoliopsida, Ericales, Ebenaceae. The record is from RefSeq and is a predicted model, not a curated record.